Linum tenue is the source of this 341-nucleotide messenger RNA. The record is from the annotation of a GenBank genome assembly. NCBI's taxonomy places the organism in Eukaryota, Viridiplantae, Streptophyta, Magnoliopsida, Malpighiales, Linaceae.
ACUGAAUCUACUACCUCAAUUGCUAAUGGUAGCCCAGCCAAAAGAGUAAUUUGAAGAAGGCUUCACGAAGAAGUGUUGGGUACUAUAAAACAAGACCGGUAGGCGUAGGAUGUUAUUAUGGAGGGGAGAUGCAGAUCUGGGUGUUUCGGAGAUUUGGCUCUCGACCUGUACUUGGAGUGAAAAUCUUGAAGACUGAAGUUCAUCCCAUAGUCUUCGUCGUCUGCCGCCCUUCCGAUCUGAGUUUCUCUCUUUGUUGUCUGGACGUCGAGAUGAGUUCGACGGUUGGGCCGACGAGGUUCCACCGGAGGCGCCUGAGGUUUCCACUGCCUUCAGACGGAUGG